AUUAGAAAUAGAUAAAAACAAAGAAAAAAUUUCUUAUUUUUCUUACUUAUAAAAAGCCAACCAACACCACAGCACAUAUUGAACCCCUCAAAAAACCUUAAAACUUUUUGUUACCAAAAUCAAGAAGAAAAAAAAUAUAUAUAUAUAUAUUCAUACAUCAUAGUACUUUCUUCGUUGUUGUUCUUUCUGACAUCUCUAUAUCAAAAAUAUCCUCUAUUCUGGUCGUACUCCAAACAUCUUUUCGUCGUUUAUAUUCUUUCUGAUUUCUCUACAAUUUUCGUUGCUAUAUCGAAAGUACCCUCUAUCACUACUCGACCGUACUUCAAACAUCUUCGUCGUUGAUAAUAUUUUUUCUGAUUUCUACACGUUUCAUCUCUCUAUCGAAAGUAUCCUCUGCCCUUAUCGUACUCCAAACAUCUUUUUCACUUUUUCUUUUUUGUUAAAGAUGUUGAGUCGAUUGAUAGACCAAAAGGAAAAGAGCAAUAUACCAAGGGAAAAAAAUCAUCUAACAGUUGCAAUUUCAGAAGCAAAAUGCAUAGCCAAUAUUGCAUUUCCAAUGAUAUUUACAGGCCUAAUUCUUUAUUCACGUUCAAUUAUUUCCAUGAUUUUUCUUGGUCAUUUAGGUGAACUUUCUUUAGCUGGUGGUUCACUUGCAAUUGGAUUUGCAAAUAUAACUGGUUAUUCGAUUCUUUCAGGAUUAGCCAUGGGAAUGGAACCAAUUUGUGGACAAGCUUUUGGUGCUAAAAGAUUCAAGGUUUUAGGCCUUACAUUACAAAGAACAAUUCUUUUGCUACUUUUAACUUCAAUUCCCAUUUCAAUUUUGUGGCUAUAUAUGCAAAAACUCUUGAUAUUUUGUGGCCAAAAUCAUGAAAUUGCAUCCAUGGCACAAAAUUACAUUCUUUUUUCACUCCCUGACCUUUUUGCUCAAUCACUUUUGCACCCACUAAGGAUUUAUCUUCGUUCACAAUCCAUCACAUUGCCUUUAACUUUUUGUGCUAUUUUUGCAAUUAUUCUUCAUAUCCCAAUCAAUUAUUUCUUAAUCAAAGUUCUUAAUCUUGGGAUUAAAGGUGUUGCCUUAAGUGGGGUUUGGACAAAUUUCAAUCUUGUUGGUUCAUUAAUUGUUUAUAUCAUAUUUUCUAAGAUUUACGAGAAAACUUGGGGUGGAUUUUCUUUAGAUUGUUUUAGGGGAUGGAAAUCACUUGUUAAUUUAGCAAUUCCAAGUUGUAUUAGUGUGUGUUUAGAGUGGUGGUGGUAUGAAAUUAUGAUUUUAUUAUGUGGACUUUUGAUUAAUCCACAAUCAACAGUUGCAUCAAUGGGGAUAUUAAUUCAAACAACAGCUUUGAUAUACAUUUUCCCAUCAUCAUUAAGCUUUGGCGUAUCAACAAGAGUUGGAAAUGAAUUAGGUGCUAAUCGCCCUAAUCGCGCUAAAUUAGCAGCGAUAAUUGGGCUAUGUACAAGUUUUAUUUUGGGAAUCUCAGCAUUAUUUUUCGCUACUAUGGUCAGGAAUAUCUGGGCAAAAAUGUUCACUCGGGAUCAAGAAAUUAUGAAAUUAACCGCGACGAUUUUACCUAUUAUAGGACUAUGUGAACUUGGAAAUUGUCCACAGACAACAGGUUGUGGUGUGUUAAGAGGAACAGCUAGGCCAAAAUUAGGUGCUAAUAUUAAUUUAGGAUGUUUUUAUAUUAUUGGAAUGCCUAUUGCAAUUUGGUUAGGAUUUUUUAUGGGAUAUGAUUUUAAAGGAUUAUGGUUUGGAUUAUUAGGUGCACAAGGUUCAUGUGCUGUGACUAUGAUGUUAAUUAUAUUGGUUAAGACUAAUUGGGAAGAUCAAGCAAGAAGAGCUAAAGAACUUACUGAAAUUAUCAAUGGUGAUUAUGAUAAUCAAGAUGAAAAUACAGAGGAUUAUUUGGAAUCAUUGGAUUAUCAGAAGCUACAGAAUUCAGAUGUUUGAGUUAUUCAUUUAUUUUUCUUUUAAUUCUUGGGGAUUAUUGAUUCUUUUUUUAUAUAUAUUAGUGUAUUUUUUCUUUUGUACAUUAGUAGAGGCGUAGAGCUAGCUUAGACGUGCCUCAAAUUAAAUUAGUUCUUUUUCUUUCUUUAAAUUGUAAUUAAGUACGUAGAAGGUGAUUUUUCUUUUCUUUUUUUUUUUUGGUGUGUGUGUGAGAGAUAUAUAAUUAAUUAAUGAAAGUCGGCAUUAUUUGUGACAU
Molecule: messenger RNA, 2201 nt
Organism: Capsicum annuum
Lineage: Eukaryota; Viridiplantae; Streptophyta; Magnoliopsida; Solanales; Solanaceae
Product: protein DETOXIFICATION 49-like
Exons: 1
Coding region: 446-1948 (500 amino acids)
Biological process (GO): xenobiotic detoxification by transmembrane export across the plasma membrane
Cellular component (GO): membrane
Molecular function (GO): xenobiotic transmembrane transporter activity; antiporter activity
Source: RefSeq, a predicted model, not a curated record